Molecule: messenger RNA, 1664 nt
Organism: Drosophila virilis
Lineage: Eukaryota; Metazoa; Arthropoda; Insecta; Diptera; Drosophilidae
Gene: Task7
Product: TWIK-related acid-sensitive K[+] channel 7
Biological process (GO): stabilization of membrane potential; potassium ion transmembrane transport
Cellular component (GO): plasma membrane
Molecular function (GO): outward rectifier potassium channel activity; potassium ion leak channel activity
Source: RefSeq, a predicted model, not a curated record
CAACCCUGCUUUUGCUUAUCCGAUUUUCCCGCAAAGCGUAUCGGCUUUCGGUUAAUUUUAUAAAACCAGAUAUCAGUGAAAAUAUAAAACAUAGUGUCCUCAUAAUGGCGGUAAAUGUGAAAAUUGUAAGCCCAGCAUUGCACCAAGCUUUGAAGCCAGGAGAAUAAAAUAUCUCAAGAAUAUCUCAAGCUGCUCGUGUGUAUGUGUGCGCAGGUAUAUCGAUUUGUGCAGAAUCCUUGACAGCAUCCAACACAGAGGCAUCCACAAGCAUCCACGAGCGAUAUAAAUAAGUAAGGUAGCAUUGUGCAAACAUCUGAGCUUUGCAUUAACUACAUCCUCGAGCUGCGCCCAUGCCUUGAGCUUGACAUUUAAAUGCUAAUUGAACCUUGUCGCCAUACAGCUUUAGAAUUUGUUGUCCAUUGCGCCAUGAAGCGUCAGAACGUUAGAACCCUGUCGCUGGUGGUGUGCACAUUUACCUAUUUGCUCAUCGGAGCGGCAGUCUUUGACUCGCUUGAAUCACAAACUGAAGCAAAGCGUUGGGAAUUUUUGCAAGCGAUAAAGAAUAAUUUCGUUGAGAAAUACAAUGUGAGUGCAGAAGACUACCGGAUGAUCGAAAUAGUAAUAAUAGAGAACAAACCACACAAGGCGGGACCUCAGUGGAAAUUCGCUGGCGCAUUUUAUUUCGCCACUGUGGUGCUAGCAAUGAUUGGAUAUGGACACUCCACGCCAACGACUGUGGCCGGAAAGUUAUUCACAAUGUUCUAUGCGAUGGUAGGCAUUCCCCUUGGAUUGGUUAUGUUCCAGUCGAUUGGUGAGCGUUUAAACAAGUUUGCAUCCGUGAUAAUUAGACGCGCGAAGCGGGCAAGUGGAGCGCGAUGCACUGACGCCACUGAAAUGAACCUGAUGCUGGCCACUGGAAUGCUCUCCUCGAUUAUUAUAACGACCGGAGCAGCGGUUUUCUCUCGCUAUGAGGGCUGGAGCUACUUUGACAGCUUUUACUACUGCUUUGUCACGCUGACCACUAUUGGAUUUGGAGACUAUGUGGCCCUACAAAAUGACCAGGCGCUGACGAACAAGCCCGGAUAUGUGGCCCUAAGCUUGGUAUUUAUACUGUUUGGACUAGCUGUGGUAGCCGCCAGUAUUAACUUGCUUGUACUACGAUUCAUGACAAUGCAAGCCGAAGACGCCAAGAGGGACGAACAGGAUGCCCAAAAUCUUGCUGCUGGCAACCAGCCACUCACAUUUGAUGACGAGUCUACGUACAACAUGCACGGCAAGCUCUUGGAAAACAACUACACGACCGAGAACGAUGAGACGGUGUCCCUGUGCUCUUGCACAUGCAUGGGCGGAACACGAUGUUUAAACCACGAGCAAUUUAUUGAUCCGGAUUUCCAGCCGAUGGAUAUAAUUGAAAGCACUCUUUGCCUGAAACGUGCAUCCGUCUAAUAGAUUCGGCAUCGGCAAUUUGCCCCAGUCAAAUGAACGUAUGUUAAUGCCAAAUUAUUCUAGUGAUAACACAGAGUCUGGCCUCUGCAGAGGCUGCCAAAUUAUCUCUGUUUUUGAGAGACCCACGUAGAGAACCCAACCACCAUGAGUAGAUGUAUUCCCCAGUUCAAAAUAUAGUAAAUUAAAUAUAUAUUGCAUAUUCCUAUUAAUCAAAACUA